GGGCUAUUUAAAGGACCUGGGAGGAUCAGAGUCCAGAGAGAGUGAGCAGUGAUCAUGGCCACUUCAGAGCUGAGCUGCCAGGUGUCCGAGGAGGACUGUGAGCACCGAGAGGCCUUCUGGGCUGAGUGGAAGGAUCUGACACUGUCCACACGGCCUGAGGAGGGUUGCUCCCUGCAUGAGGAGGAUGCCCUGCGGCGUGAAACCUACCACCAGCAGGGGCAGUGCCAGGCGCUGGUGCAGCGUUCCCCCUGGCUCGUGAUGCGGAUGGGCAUCCUCGGCCGCGGGCUGCAGGAGUACCAGCUGCCCUACCAGCGGGUGCUGCCGCUGCCCAUUUUCACCCCCGCCAAGGUGGGUGCCAAGGAGGAGCGCGAGGAGACCCCCAUCCAGCUGCAGGACCUGCUGGCGCUGGAAACAGCCCUGGGUGGCCAGUGUAUGGACCGCCAGGACGUGAACGAGAUCACCAAGCAGCUGCCCCCCGUGGUGCCUGUCAGCAAGCCCGGUGCCCUUCGUCGCUCCCUGUCUCGCUCCAUGUCCCAGGAAGCACAGAGAGGCUGAGAGGGACGGUGACUUGGGCCCCACUGUGCCUGUCCUGGGCUGGGCCCUCCCUGGCUAGGACCAUGGAGGGGAGCUGCUGGCCAUGGAUGCUUUGUAGUUUGCCCAGAGUUGGGGGCUAGGGGAGGAGGGAGCCAGAGGCCAGGAUGCCUGGGUCUCCUAUGUUCCCAAAGGGAGGGGAGCAAAGACGGUGGGCAAUAAGGGUGGAGAGCUGGGGGCCAGCACAGCCGAGUACCCCUAGCCCCAGGAGGAAGGACAAAAGAUGCUAGUGAAGGCAAGAGGUCCUUGAGAGGAGUGACCCCAGUCCAGGCUUCAGCUGCAAAGAAGGAUGAGGGGAAAUGUCAGGGGAUCUGGAAUGGUCCAGGAAGGAGGCUUGGAGAAGACUGGAGGGAGGGGGACGUGAAGAGGGCAGAGGCUGGGUGGAGCCCCCAACACCCUCUUGUUAGUGCUGCAAUAAAUGCUCAAUCAUGUGCCAGA
This is a messenger RNA of Vicugna pacos (alpaca), 1029 nucleotides long. RefSeq names its product titin-cap (gene TCAP). Gene Ontology annotation, cellular component: Z disc. Gene Ontology annotation, biological process: cardiac myofibril assembly; skeletal muscle myosin thick filament assembly; skeletal muscle thin filament assembly. Gene Ontology annotation, molecular function: protein-macromolecule adaptor activity; structural constituent of muscle; titin Z domain binding. The record is from RefSeq and is a predicted model, not a curated record. Lineage: Eukaryota; Metazoa; Chordata; Mammalia; Artiodactyla; Camelidae.